Messenger RNA from Staurois parvus, 240 nucleotides. The record is from the annotation of a GenBank genome assembly. NCBI's taxonomy places the organism in Eukaryota, Metazoa, Chordata, Amphibia, Anura, Ranidae.
AUGAAGUUGGCUAGAGUUGUACUUUUAUUGACUGUUAUCUGGGGAAUCAAUGCUACUCCAGCCGGGCGUCUCUCAUGCUACAAAAAGAUUCUGAAAGAUCGGAACUGUCAUAACAUUCCAGAGGGAGUACAGAACCUUUGGCCAAUUAAUACAAAUCUCCAAGACCGCUUUUGGGAAGGAAAAGCAUGUGAUAUGGUGUGCUACUGCAAUUUUAAUGAGCUGCUCUGCUGCCCAAGGUAA